ACUUAAACCACGCGCGCACCAGCAACCACAAGCAACAACUUGUCUCUUCGUUUCACUUCACUUUCAUCUCAACGCCAUCUCUCAAUGAUUUCUGUGCCAGGCCGUGAGGUCUUGCAGGCAAUGAAACGAGUCGAUAUCCAGAAGUUGUGCAAAGAAUACGGCGUAAAGGCGAACCUCAAAACAGAAGCAUUAAUAGACCUUUUGCUUGAUGCAUCCCAACCCCACCCCUCCCGAAGCAUUCUUCCGCAGCCGCCCCAGCGAUCUACAUCUGUCAAAAUAAUAAUUCAACCCGGCGAUAGACCUCGCGGGCGCUCUAGUGGAUCUGUCAUCAUCCAUGAUACCGACGAAGAAGAAGAAGGAGAAGAAGCUAUCGGAGAAAUAGAAGUGGAACAGCAACCGAAAGAACACAAACCUCCACCGGCCCCUGUUGACCCCACUCCAAGAACGCGCAAAGCUAAAGAUACCCAAUACCGUCUUGGUGUUGGUCGACCUGUCAUUGCCGGAGGUAGCGGCGCUCGUGCUGUAACUAAAUCUGCUAGUGUCUCAAGAGGGAGUAAGAGGGCGAAAAGCAUAAAAAAUGUCAAGCCAUCAGAAGACCCCAUUGCUGAAGAGCCAGAACCAGAGCCAGAGCCGAUUCCCGCCGUAACACGUCAGUCCCUUAAACAAACGAAUUCAAGUUGUCGAGUUACUCACUCUCCCAUAGCAUCAGAACAAGCAGGAUUGAUCGACUCUUUGCCACUGCCCCAGCCACACUCCAUACCAAUACAGACCCAUACCACAGGGAUCAUAGAGCCUUCGUCCUCCCAAAUAGUUGAGAACGCAGUGGCUGCGGCUCUUGCUCCAGUACAAAAGGAACUGGAGGAUCAGAAAGCUCAGUUGUCUGAGUUAAGAGACAAAGUCUCUGGCAUAAUCGAGACAUUCGAAACACGAAUUUGGGGCCUCGCGACAGAGAUUGAACGCCUACGUGCACAAACACCUGGACAUUGUACUGCUGAAAUUCAGAGACCCAAUGAGACUCCCCAACGAAUACCAAAUCCUCCUUCAACCCCCAAACGCGUACGCAGUCCGGUUGAUCCUCUUGGCGAUGCUCUGCCAGAGUCGUCAGCAACUUCUAGCGAUUCCCCGAAUCCCAAUGGCUUACUCGGUCAUCAAGAGCGAGAGACAGAUAACUCGAACCAGGGGGGGUCGCUUCUUCCUGGCUUUCGUACCAUUCUUGGGAAGCGCCCUCGAGAUUCUACUACCAGUACCACUACUACGUUUUUUGAGCUUGGACAAGAGGAAGAGCUUUCUGAAACUGAGAUUGCGAAGAGAAUUCCUCGGCCCGCUCAGAAGCGUGCUAAAUUAAGUUCCUCUGCCAUUACGGAGGACGCAGAUGACUGUUCGGGCCCGUCGUCAGGCGCACAGGGAAGUCAAGACACCAAUCCUGCCCCCUCACAACCCUCCCCAAGACCUGGUUUCCCCAUAUUCGGUGAUCCUGGUUACGUAGAGAUGCCUCCGCCCACAGACAGCCUCCUUGAUUUCUUCGCACCACCUUCACCUCCGUUGAUGAGCGUGUCCACCACUGUGGGAGCGCCUACAGAUACUUUCCGUUUUGGUUAUCUGCCUGCAUCCACUCCAGCUCGUUUCACUUUCCCCACUGCAAUGGGAACCUUCCCACAUCCAGAACCCCCGACAUCUCCAUCACCAGCAAAUAGUGUGGAUCGGCCACGCAGUCGUCAGUCAGAGCACCUCGGGAUUUUCGGACAUCGCCGCGGUAGCUCUGGAACGACUGGCAGGAGUGGGUCAGGCGGACCGGCAGGCGGACAAGAAAGUGGUCUAAAUCCCUCGAUGUGGGCUGGCAGUAUACAGAGACAGCCAUCCAGCAAUGAGGUGGCUUCGGGUUUGGGACUGACUGUACUGCGCACUGCGGCGACGGAAGAGGGCACUCCAGUACCUCCCGCACGCCGUACUAUGUACGGGACUGAGUUAGAAGGGGACACUCGGUUUGGUGAUUUUGGCGUUGAGGGUGUGGCGACUGGCUUUUGGGCUGGAGGAAGGCGCUGAUAAUUUUAUCAUUUCGGACAAAUUUCGGACCUUUAUUUUGCUUUUACUGUGUGUUACGACUAUCUACCUUUCAUCCUAAUAUACUC
Suillus subaureus is the source of this 2129-nucleotide messenger RNA. RefSeq lists its product as uncharacterized. The transcript has 6 exons. Lineage: Eukaryota; Fungi; Basidiomycota; Agaricomycetes; Boletales; Suillaceae. The record is from RefSeq and is a predicted model, not a curated record. Bases 85 to 2043 code for a protein of 652 amino acids.